AAUUUCUUGACAUCAGACAAAAAUGCAUUUACAGACAAUUUUAAAAAAGGAUAGUUAGUUUCAUUAAUUUACCAAGAAAUACUGAUUUGUCUUCGUCAAAUAAUGGAAAAUAUUAAUCGUAUACAUCAAUAUUUUCAACGACAACACGGAUUUUCUAAAGUGUUAAGUUACGACUUCGCCCUGGGACGUUUGUGUGUGGCCAAAGAGGAUAGUUGGCGUGGUAUCUCACCGUCCAAUUUAAACUCGGAUUUUAAUCCUGAGCCGCCAAUAUUUUCAGCCAAAUUUGCAAAUUGUGAUGGCUACCGCCAUAUAUUGGCCAUAGCUAAUGAAGAUGGAAAAAUUGCUUUACAAGAUACAACGAAGCGUAAUUAUGAUAGGACAGAAAAAUCUCUAUCAGCUCCUCAAUAUCAUAAUAAUGCUGUGUUCGAUUUAGAAUGGGCGCCAGGUCAGAUGCGUUUUGUAUCUGCCUCGGGUGAUCAUUCAGCAUGCUUGUGGGAUGUGACGGACAGUGAUAUUCGUAAGAUUAAUUCGUUUGAGGCACAUACGAGAUCCGUAAAGACGGCUGCUUUCCGCAAACAUGAUCCUUCAGUGUUUGCCUCAGGCGGCCGAGACGGUGCUAUAAUCGUAUGGGAUAGCAGAGCUAACCUGGCUUCUUUUGACUUGACAAGGAUGGCUUCCCGCCCAGAAAAUCGCAUUUGUAGUGGUCAUGUAGGGGGACCAGCUACACCAAUUUCUAAUCGUCGACGUUUGCACACGAAAGUGCCAACAAAUACGCCCUCAAGUAGUAGUGUAACGGGGCUCGUGUUUCAGGACGCAAAUACUUUAAUAUCCUGUGGUGCCGGCGAUGGUAUUAUAAAAGUUUGGGAUUUAAGGCGUAACUAUACAACUUUUAAAAAGGAACCUCUUCCAAAAUACAGUCUUCCUUACGCUGGAACUUCCACAUUUAAAGGGUACACGAACCUUAUUGCAAACACGGCGGGUACACAUUUGUAUGCCAAUUGUAUGGAUAAUACCAUAUAUUGUUACAAUAUUUGCUCUUAUUCGCCACAACCUUUAGCCCGCUUUAAAGGCUUGCUAAAUGGUACAUUUUACAUAAAAUCAUGCCUUAGUCCUGAUGGCAAAUAUUUAGCCAGCGGCAGUUCUGAUGAGAAAGCCUACAUCUGGAAUCUUGAUUAUCCCACCGAACCUUUAAUUAGCCUAUCCGGCCAUAAUGUUGAAGUAACUUGUGUAGCGUGGGGCGCUACACAUGACUGCCCAUUGGUUACUUGUAGUGAUGAUGCACGUCAUAAAAUUUGGCGUAUAGGACCUUCGAAGCUGACCGCGCAAGAGUUAUUUGAUAAUUAUUGUGGAUAUGCCGAAUAUAUAAUGAAAUUGCCAACCCAUUUACAGAAACAAGAACCAAAGACUUCUGAGAAUACUCCAAAAUCGACAAAGCAACAUAUUCAUGAAUCUAUGAAUCAAAAACCAGUAUCCACAGCUAAACGUAGUUUAAAUGCUCUCUUGAAUGACGUCAGCCAAGGGAUGGAGUAUAUACAGCUAGUCAAAAGACCAAAAUUAUUAGAAGGUUGCGGACGGCGCCUAUUCGGUUAUAACGUUUCGAACGAGGCGGAUAUUGCGAGCACCAGUAAGGCAGCUGUUCAUUUAAAUGAAAAUGUCUUAAAUAAAGAGGAGAGACAACAAGCUACUAUACUGGAAAAGGAGGAAGCACUUGAUUGCGUUACACUUUCUCCAUCAACCAGGAAAAAUUCUCCCACAAUGGCUACAACACCCCCACAGCUGCACAAUAUACCGUGUAAUAAUUUAAGUCCAAGUUCCCCGCCCUCAUUAACAAAUUCGCCCACAUCAAAUUUACCGAAUUAUGUUUUAAACGGCGAAGCACCGCAUUUGGGUAUAAUGUCACCAAAACGACCGCUUCAAGUCAAGGUAGAUUGGCUGACGAAAUUGCGCAAACAAAAACAAAUGAUGUCCAAACGUAAUAUAACGCUAACAGAGAGAAUACAAAAUUGUCAGGAUCCUAAUGCAAAUGCAGGUUUGAAUAUAAUAACACACAGAGACGAAAAUACCACAAUAACGUCCCCACGUGUGCAGCAUUUGAAACAUGCUGAGGGCAGUCCACGCAGUGCUAUUACACCACGACGCCGCUUGUCUCACUGCAAUCAUUAUUAUGCUGUCGGUGGCGGCAAUUCACCAAAUUCUUCUCCACGCACGCUCUCCUCUACUCGUCGCAAUAGUGAGACAACGCUUUUACGCUUUUUCAGUGUACAAAGAAAUAACUCGUUAACGGCUGCAGCAACAAACGCAGACGAACUUAGGACUUCUAAAAGCACAUUGACGGCAGCCGCUAAAUAAAAAUCAUAUCUCUUCCAUCAUGUUACCUGCACUGAAAUUUUAAGGUUGUUUAUUGUAGUCAUGUAAAAUUUAUUUAUUUGGAAGUCCUUCAUAAGCGGCCUUUUUUUAAUUACGCACAUUCACAC
This is a messenger RNA of Glossina fuscipes, 2474 nucleotides long. RefSeq names its product protein lethal(2)denticleless (gene l(2)dtl). The coding region runs from base 103 to 2349 and encodes 748 amino acids. Gene Ontology annotation, molecular function: protein-macromolecule adaptor activity; protein binding. Gene Ontology annotation, biological process: mitotic G2 DNA damage checkpoint signaling; proteasome-mediated ubiquitin-dependent protein catabolic process. The transcript is spliced from 3 exons. Lineage: Eukaryota; Metazoa; Arthropoda; Insecta; Diptera; Glossinidae. Gene Ontology annotation, cellular component: nucleus. The record is from RefSeq and is a predicted model, not a curated record.